UGUUGAGCUGCAACGUAGUUGUUGGAGAAACUUAGACGUAGGUACUUUUAACAGUGAAGGAACCUGUCCGGUACAAUGAAGGCAGGAAAAAUUUGUAUCCUCUACGCCUUGCUUUAUCAUGGCAGCAUUUAUGAAGUAUUAGCUAAUCCAGUGAAACCAAAAAACGGAAAUGAAUCAGAAGACGCAAUAUUGCCAAUUCGAACGACAUCACAAGAUCUUGUUCCUGUGCCUUCAAGUGAUUUAGAAUCAGCCAGCGUGCUUACAAUCUCCCACACCCAUCCUCUACCACAAAGCCUUCAAAACAUAUAGUUACUCUAGAACCUCCGAAAAGUCAAGUUAGCUCAACAGAACAGUCUGCAUAUACAAUAUGGAAGGAAGCCGAAAAGAAUACCAAAAGUAUGGUUAACUCCCUUUACCGUGACUUUCUUCCUAGCUUUAUACGCACGAGUGGUGAUACCAAACUAUCGAGUCCGUGCAUGUCCAGCAUGUUAAAAUUGAUAUUUGAAAUAAGGAAACUUAAAACCUGGGCCAUUAGAAUGAUUGACGCCAUGGCUAAGCCUCCUAGCGGAAUAUUAGAAGGUACUCUAAUGGACCUUGGAGCCUACGACGAAUGCGUAAAUAUAAAUGUACGAAGUGGGAGAAAUGGAAAUGGGAAGAAAGAGCUGUUUCGAGGGAAAUACUGUCUCAUUGAAGCAAAACCUCCACUUCCCCAAAAACCAGAACAUGUAGCAUCAAAUACCCUUGUCAUUAACGAAUCAUUGUUUGAUAACAAUAUAUUUUCGGAAAUGAGCAGAUCUGCCCACUACUUCUACUACUUGACUUUUAUGUUCGGAGUCUGUGUGCCAUCUACAUGUAAUGACGAGGAUGUGGGAGAAAUUGUGAAAAAUGUGGAAAGUUUUCUCUUCUCAAAAACAUCUGUUUCUAGUUGCCACGUGAAAGAACCAGUUCGUCUGAGUGAGUCUCAGAUUGCAGUGAUAUGCGUUUUAGCUAUCUUUGGACUUCUAGUUGUCGUCGGAACAAUCCUGGAUUUAACCAAGAUCUACGACAUAGCUCCAAAUGCAGUUAGAUGGAUCGACAACCAUAAGAAAACGAUCCAGUACUUCCUUGCCUUUUCUAUCUAUUCUAACGGAAAACAACUGUUUGACCUGACCCAGCGUCCAGGAGACGUGUCAGCCUUGCACGGGAUUCGGUUCAUCACAAUGACGUGGAUAAUAUUGUGCCACACGUAUGCUUGGGCGCCACUCAUAGGUUUUAGAAGCUUGUAUAAUCUUCGUAAUUCUCAAGAAGAUUUGGCUUUUGAGGUAAUAUUGAAUGGCUGGAUAAGCGUUGACACUUUCUUCUUUUUGAGUGGAAUCUUGGUGGCCUAUAUUACGUUACGGCGACUUACGAAGUCUAAUGGAAAAAUGAACUUUGGACUGUAUCUAUUCCACAGAUACUGGAGAUUAACUCCACCAAUGAUGAUGGCAAUUUCUCUUGUCAUCCUGAUGGAAGGAUUGGGAUCUGGACCACUCUGGGACUUACAGGUGCGUGAUGAAGCAGAACGUUGUAAAAAAUCUUGGUGGAGUAAUCUUCUUUACAUAACUAACUGGAGAGCUUAUGAACAACGAUGUCUUUCUCAUUUAUGGUAUCUGUGUGUUGAUAUGCAGCUUCAUAUCAUAUCCUUGCUGAUUGUGAUACCGCUGUUCUGGAAGCCAGUUGUUGGAUUUGUUGUUAUAUUCCUCUUGGUAACUGGCUCAAAUAUUGCUGUUGGUAUGAUUACAGUGAUUAACACCUACUUUCCAACCAUGAUGCACCUUGCUCCUGACCUUGUGGUUAAUCAAAAACUGGAAAGAGACAUCUAUUGGAAGCCAUAUGGACAUUUAGGACCUUAUUGUAUCGGAAUAAUUACUGGAUAUUUGCUGCUUCAUCAUCGAGAUGUCAUUAUUAGGCCGUCAGGGCCCUCUGGUGAGAAAUGGCAAAUUAGAGGAAAAGAAAUAUGUGUUGGGUGUAAAGCUUAUGGUCUGAUCAAUUCCAUCCUCUCGUGGAAGAUUUUUCUUCCUCUGGGUCGACUCACUUACUCAGCAUACUUAUUCCAUUAUGUUAUAUUCUGGGUAAGAAACGGACUCCAACGUGAACGUCGAAACUUCAGCCAUUUUGAACGGUCUUUCGACUUCUUUGGCUACCUUACUCUGACCAUGGCGCUGGCUCUUUGUGCUUACCUUUUGUUUGAAGCUCCUUUUGCUGCCCUCGAGAAGCUCCUUUUCUUCCAGCUUCGUCAGCAGCAAGAUGAUGUAAAAACAAGGCUCGCUACAGAGAAGUCGGGGUUGUCAUUCUGUCAUUGGAAGAAAAGCAACGCAAAAACGAACAUUGUGUUGAAGAAAAUGAGCUUUACAACUGAAAUUAAUAAUGGUCACUGUGGAGUGGGUGAAACACAAGUGAAUGAUAAUGUAAACUCGAUCCGAACUGUCUUUAAUAAUGGUCACUGUGGAGUGGGUGGGAUACGAGUGGGUGAUACUGAUGACUCGAUAUGGGAAUAUUUUGCGAAUGCAAUUAAGAUAGGUAGUCAAAGAAAGCAUUUUUUUGAAAUUAACUCUACGGCUAAAACUUUUGAAGUGUCACAGUCUCAGACUCUCAUCCCAGAAUCGUCAGCAGAUUCGACUGAAUUAUUUUCUACGAGAGAAUCCACAGAGUCAACAGUACAGAGAUCAACAGAAACAAUCAGUUUUGUCAAAAAUUCAGUAACCUAUGAAAACACAACGAAUAUUAUGCCAACAAAAUCUAUCCCUGAAUUAUGGUUGCAAGCCGAAAAAAACAGCAAAGAGCUAAUAACCUCUCUAUAUCGCAGUAUUCUACCUGAUCUCGUACGCAGAAGCGGAGAAAUGAAAAUAACUGACCAGUGCAUGUCCAGUCUACUGAAGCUGAUAUUUGGUAUUAAAAGACUCAAAAGCUGGUCCAUAAGAAUGAUCGACUCCACGGCGAAGAUGCCAAGCGGUUUCUUAGAAGGGACUAUCAUGGCUUUAGGAGCUUAUGACGAAUGUUUAAACAUAAAAGUGCUAAACAGGAAUGAAGACAAAGAAGCGUUUCGAGGGAAAUACUGUCUGAUUGAAGGAAAACUGUUACUUCCUGAAAAACCGAAGAGGGUUUCGGCUAAGACUUUCGUUAUUAACGACUCGAUGUUUGAUUCAAGUUCUAGUCAGAUUGAUAAAUUUUGA
Messenger RNA from Limulus polyphemus (Atlantic horseshoe crab), 3191 nucleotides. Its product is annotated as nose resistant to fluoxetine protein 6-like. The record is from RefSeq and is a predicted model, not a curated record. Lineage: Eukaryota; Metazoa; Arthropoda; Merostomata; Xiphosura; Limulidae. Gene Ontology annotation, molecular function: acyltransferase activity, transferring groups other than amino-acyl groups. The coding region runs from base 399 to 3191 and encodes 930 amino acids. The transcript has 18 exons.